This is a messenger RNA of Onthophagus taurus, 4204 nucleotides long. RefSeq names its product bobby sox (gene bbx). NCBI's taxonomy places the organism in Eukaryota, Metazoa, Arthropoda, Insecta, Coleoptera, Scarabaeidae. The record is from RefSeq and is a predicted model, not a curated record. Gene Ontology annotation, molecular function: DNA-binding transcription factor activity, RNA polymerase II-specific; RNA polymerase II transcription regulatory region sequence-specific DNA binding. Gene Ontology annotation, biological process: regulation of transcription by RNA polymerase II. Gene Ontology annotation, cellular component: nucleus.
UUACACCACGAUUCAUAAAGAUAUGAUUUAUGAGAGAAACAAUUGGAUUAAUGACUGAAACGCGAUCGUAAAUUAAUAUCGGGGAUGUAAAAAUAGAUUGUAAGUAAAAUUGUGUCAAAUAUUGGUGAAAAUUCUUUCGGAAUAUCCACCAAUCGAAGCGAUCGGGACUCGGUGGUGGGGGGUUCGAGUAACAGCUGACAAUCUAAACACUGACUCCGUUAGACAUCUUGAUUUUCGUACGGGUUUCGCUUGAAAAGAAACGUCGUUAUUAAAAUGACAGAAACGUAGUGGCGUAUACAAGGUGAUCGAUUGAAAAAGUGUCGGGGUCCUUAUAUUUCGUGGGGAGGUUGUCGGGCACUGUCAAAACAGUAGCUUAUUUUUUAACCAAGUGACGUCAUGACAUUGCGUCUUGGACCGUCUACGGAUUUCUAGUGAAUGUGAAGAAAAGUAUAUGUUUCAAUUUUACCUCGAUAUGGAUACAGCGUUAUAUGUUUGUGUGAUAUUAGAAGCCCAUUAGUUCAAAAUGUUUAUGGACGAUCCUAAACGUAUAUGGCGGACCGCCUAAUGUUAAUUUUGCAUAAAUCUUCCAUUACAAUUUAUAAAAUCCAUCCAAAUUUAAAAAAAAUUAUCAAGAAAACAAAUCGAAAUAUGAAUACAAUUGAAACAAAUUGCUCAAGUUGCUUUGAAGAAGAACAACAGGAGCAACAAAAUGAACCUGAAAAAUAUACGCACAAUUUAGAAACUUCCUCGGAUAUAAACACCGUUUGGUCAAAGGAUACAUUUAGUAACAAUAAUAGUAAUAAAAAACCAGCCAAACACGAAAUAAGCUUAAAAAUGGGUUGGAGAAAUCAAACGGGGGAUGUUUCCGGGGAAGAAAACUUAACGACAACGGGUGUUAAUAUCAUUAAUAAUAUCAAAGAGAAAGACGGAGAGAAGGAAGAGAAAAAAUGUCCUGCUGUGAGUACGCCAACGUCUCCAAUAGUACUUGAAAACGAGGGAGCUUCUCCGGCGCAUCACGCUCGUCGGCCAAUGAACGCUUUUUUAAUUUUUUGUAAGAAACAUCGGCCAAUUGUAAGAAAAAAGUUUCCAAAUUUGGAAAAUCGAGGGGUAACAAGAAUCUUGGGGGAAUGGUGGGCGAUGUUGGAUAAUUGUGAUAAGGAACCAUAUCAGGAUUUAGCAAAAGAGUAUAAAGAUGCAUUUUUCUCUGCGAAUCCAGGAUUUAAAUGGUAUAAGCUGCCAGCACCGCCUUUAAGAACGUUGGUAACGCGACCGGGAAGCGUUCAAAAGGAACCUUUACUGCCUCAUCAAUGUUCGACGACAACUUUAUCCACAAAUCAAAGGCACGAAUCCGAAUUUACACCGGGCAAAUUAGCCGACGAGUCUCAAUUGGGGAACUUAACCUCAUUAAUGCAAUCCACUUUUGGAAAGCGUUUCGAAAACAGUUUAGAAGAUCAACAUCCGGAAAGUCCUCCAAACGUAACGGAUGAUCCAAAUCCGGCUGUGGUACCAUCAAAACCGAUUAAAAAACGAAAAGACUUCGAGAUGGACACCAAAAAAAUUGUGAGAAAUAUUUUCGAAACUACAAAGAUAUCGAAUAUAUCGAACAUAUCGAGUGUUGACGAGAAAAUUAGUAAUCAAGAAUUAAUGGAUAAAGUGGUUGAAAAUAUGAUUUUAAAUCAAAGUUUUGUGCCUCAUUUGGAGUCAUCGAAUGGUGGUGUUGAUAGUAAUAAUCUAUUAAGAGAACCGAGAAAAUCGGAGCGAUCUUGUAAAGGAUUAAAGUAUAUCGAAUUUAUGUCUAACGGAAAAUUACUGAAAAAUAAACGCGAAAAACAACAAUUUCAAACAAUCCCUGACAUUGUCACCUUUAAAAAAGACGAAGAAAAACUAGAAAAACUCGAUUUACAACAAACGAUUCGUCGCUUAGCCGAAAGGACCAACAAAACUAUUCCCGACUUCACACAUAAUCAUAAUCUCAACAACCAUAAAGAAAAAGAAAAAAAUUGUCGCCCGCAAAGAAUUUACACAAACUCCGAGUCGUCUUCCGAAGAAAAUUUUUCCUCGAAAAGUGAUUUUAACCUCGAGGAUCGUAUCUCGGGCUUACCCACUCUAAAUUACGACGUUUACAUGCAAAGAAAACGUGAGAGUAAAAAACGAAAGUUACCAAAAACUAAACAGAAUGCGUCCGGGGUUGAAGCGAAACACCCAAAACUCCAAAGUGUCGCUUCCAGUCUUAAUAAUAAUAACAAUAAUAAUAAUAAUAAUAUCUUGAUUGGAUCGCAAAAACGGAAAAAUAAAAGAAGCAUAACUCAUUUGGGUAUGACGAAUGAUGAAAAAGUUAAUAAUAAUAAUAAUAAUUUGGUUCCAACUGAUUUGUCGGGUCUUACAACUCUCGCUGAAAUUGCCGCUAACUCACAAAAGAUCAAUUGAGACAAGUAUUAAAUAUUAUUUAGUGAUAAGAAAAGAAUAUAUUAUUAUUACCAUUUUUAUUCACAUUGUUUAUUGGAUAUAUUUUGGAGACGUUGUGCACAAAAAUGGUUAAUAAUAAUAAUGUAAGUAAUAUUCCUGUGCCUAUAUUUACUCAUAAGGAUGUUUUUUUUGCACUUUUUGUUUUAUCUCUAUUAAUUUAAUAUUGUUUUUAUCAACAGUUUUAUUGUUUAGUUUAAUUUUACGAUUAUUAUUAAUUUGUUAUUGUUGUUCCAUAAGUUUAAAAUCAAAAAUUUGAAAACCUUUGAAAACAUCACGUUAGUUAAAAUUGACGUAUUAGGCUCACUUGGUAACCAUCUGUAACAUCCUGAUAACUGUAGUUUAUCAGGAUGUUGCUAAUAGUGAGUCUUAAUUUAAUUAAAGUUUACAGGGUGAUUAAAAAAUAAUCGACAAGAAUAUUUUUAGACACAUUCAUAUUAAAAAAAUAAGGCCAAAUAUUAUUAACAUACGAACGUUUUGUUUUUUAUUAUUUUUUAGUCAGUAUGUUACUGGAACCAAAUCAAACUGCUAGUUUUUUUUUUGUAUAAUUUUAUUUUAUAAGUGUUAACUGUACAGAGACAAAUAUUUACUAUUAAUUAUUACUAAAAAGAUGAGAUAAAAAUUUAUUGAAUGUUAUGAUAUGCAAUAAUUUUUAAGAUUAAAGUAGAUAUUUUAUUACAAAAAAGUAAUUAUAUGUAUUAAAAAACAAAAUUGUUGAUCUGAUUGGGAUCUAGGAAUAUUCUAAUAAUUUUAAUUAUUAUUAUUAUUAAAAAUUUAAACUUCUUAGUCAUUAUCUAUAUUUUAACGAUCAGAGUAGGUUUGUUAUUUACAUACAUAAAGCAUAAACACCCUCUUUUAAUCAAACACACACACACACACAAGAGAAAGGAAAAUUGUAAUUUUGCACUUUAAUUACGAUUAAGUACUACAAUGUGUUGAUUAAAAAAACAAAAUGUUUUCCGAUAAUGUCUUAAACUGCUCUUUUUGUUCGUUGACAAAUUUGAUUGAGAGGAACCCACGUUGAAUAGAUUAAAAGUGUUGGAAUGAAUGCGCGCGUAGAAUUCUAAGACGACAGUUAACUGUACAAAAUGACCAAAAAGAUUUUUAUCAUAAGAUAUAAGCCUUAUAGUCAUUGAUAGUCAACGUACCUAUUUACUAUUAAUUAAACAAAAUCUUACAAUUAGUUAGUGAUCGAAUCGAGUUGUAAAUUUAAAAUUAAAUUUCAAGUUAGAAUCAGGAUGAAAGAAAGUAACUUUCUCUGUUGAGUGACCAAUUAAAUUUUAAACACUCCCGCAAUAACAAUAUAAUUAUCAUAAUAUUGUUACAAAAACAAAUAGUUUUAUAGGGUCUUUUCCGUGGUCUGAUAAUUAAUAUUGGGGGGGAAAAAUCAGCAGUGAAAAUGAAAGAAACACUCUUGGAAUUGGUGUGGACACAAAGGGUGAUGAUAUGCAACAGAAUGUGAUAUUUUAUUUUUGUAUCGUGAGCAGGGAAAUGAAAAUAACUUUAUUUAUAUAAAUAUACAUAAAAAAGUAAAUAAUUAAAGUCAAAAGAGAGAAUUAAAACCAUGUUUAAAAGAUUUAACGAUGAGAAAAAAAUCUAAAUAACUUUAUAUACAUAGAUGGUGCCUUUUUAUUUAUUUUUUAAAUGAUUCUGAACGUUAUGCCUUUUUAGUAAUACAAAAUAUAUAGGAGUUUACCUGACGUUUCUAAUUAAAAUAAAAUUAAUAUUUUAACCAAACUUU